GGAUUUGAAGGCGCCCAGGCUUACAGGGCAAACCCUCAAAACAUGAACAACAUCUGUCCGAGGACUGUCCAGUGUUAUUGUGAAAGCAAAGCGAAGCGAAGCAUAACAAGCUCAAGCGCAGGCUCGCGCAGUGGUCAAUGACGCUAAGGCUGGGAUAUGCUUACAAUCAUAUGCUACCUGGCUACAAGGAUUCCCCGCCGCGGAGCCCGUUCUGGCUGUGCCAGGAACAGGAAGUAUCCACGCGCGUUAGUACUGGAGAUCACCGAAGGCGACCCGUCUCGCAUUUCUUCUCAUUCCGGUCACAUAGAUAGCUCGCCG
Molecule: messenger RNA, 318 nt
Organism: Baudoinia panamericana UAMH 10762
Lineage: Eukaryota; Fungi; Ascomycota; Dothideomycetes; Mycosphaerellales; Teratosphaeriaceae
Exons: 2
Coding region: 138-311 (57 amino acids)
Source: RefSeq, a predicted model, not a curated record